AUGGUGACGGAGAUGGCGACGCGGGGGGGAGGGGAGGCGGUGUGCGGGGGCGGGGAGGAGGGGGAGCGCGGGGACUUCGAGCUCUUCCGCAGCGGCUCGGCGCCGCCCACGGUGGAGGGCGCCAUGGCCAUGGCGGCGGGCGGCGGCGGGGAGGUGCUGCUGGACGACGAGCUGCGGGCCGACCCGGCCUACCAGAGCUACUACUACUCCAAUGCGCACCUCAACCCGCGCCUCCCGCCGCCGCUGCUCUCCAAGGAGGACUGGCGGUCCGCGCAGCACCGCCUCCGCUCCUCCUCAUCCUCCUCCGCCGCCGCCGCCGGGCUCGGCGGGAUCGGCGACGGCCGGAGGGCGCCCGGGGACGGGCUCGUCGGCCUCCCCGGGAUCGACCACCCCCGCCAGCGCGGCUUCCCCGGCAUCUUCCAGGAGGACUCUCAACGUGAUAUGGAUAGACAGAGUCUCAAUCACAACCGCAAUGACUUCCUGGAUUCUUCUGGAAUGCAGUAUGCUCUGCAUCGCGAGACUGGAGCUAUGAGUGGCCUGCAGCGUGAGAGCAACGAACAGACCAUGGCUGAUAUUCGGAACAAUGAGUUGUCAUCACAUGCAUAUGCAUCUAUUUUGGGACCCUCACUCUCUAGAAGUGCAUCCCCAGAUCCGGAGCUGGUGAGGAGGGUACCGAGUCCGUGCCUGCCUCCAAUUGGUGUGAAAGUCGGCGCUUAUGAUAAAAAGAGUAAUGGUGGCUCCUCUUCUUUCCGCCGCAGUUCAUCUGCCGUUGGUGAACCUGAUGAUCUGGUGGCUGCUCUAUCUGGAAUGAACCUGUCAUCAUCGAGAGCUGGUAAUGGGCAAGCUAUGGACCAGUCUAAGCUCUACCAGGAUGUUGAUAAUGCCAAUAGGUUCCUUUUUGAUCAAACAAGUGGCAAUCAGCAGCACUCCUUCAUGAAACGUCCCGAUCAAGGGCAUUUUAGGGCACCUGAGGGGUAUUCGGCUAAUUCUUCUAUGAUGAGAAAUCAGAUUAAUGCUGGUAACUUCACAUCAUCUGACAAUUCCUCAGUUGGAUCUGGCUAUGCUUCGCCAAGGAUUGGCGCAAGGUCCCCAGGAGGCACUUUAUCUUCUAGGCAAAAUUUAGGUGGUGCAUCCAACUACCUAGGCUACAAUGGAGUAGGAAGUCCGACUGGAGCAGCUUCUCUUCAGAUGCCUAUUGAUCCAUUAUAUGUUCAGUACCUUGCUGCCCAAGUUGCAGCAAGUUAUGAUGAUCCUUUCAUGGCCGGUGGACAUCUAGGAAAUUCUUACAUGGAUUUACUUGGUCCUCAGAAGGGUUGCCUUAGCCCACUGCUUCAGUCACAGAAGAACUAUGGCUGCUAUGGAAAUCUUGGAUUCGGCCUUGGUUAUGGCGGUAGCCCUUUGACAAGUCCUGUUCUGCCCUCCUCACCUGUUGCAUCUGGUAGCCCACUUAGGCACGGUGAACGCAGCAUGCGCUUUGCAUCAGGCAUGAGAAAUUUUGGUGGUUCUUUUGGUUCGUGGAAUCCAGACCUGGUUGGGAAGAUGGAAGGCAAUCUGAUGCCCUCGCUUCUGGAGGAAUUCAAGAGCAACAAAAGCAGAACUUAUGAGCUCUCUGAAAUAGCUGGGCAUGUUGUUGAGUUCAGUGCGGAUCAAUAUGGGAGCCGAUUCAUACAGCAAAAGCUCGAAACAGCCAGCACUGAAGAGAAAGACAUGGUUUUUUCAGAAAUCAUGCCUCAAGCUCUCACAUUGAUGACUGAUGUAUUUGGAAAUUAUGUUGUUCAAAAGUUUUUUGAGCAUGGAAGCACUACUCAGAUAAAGGAACUGUCUGAUCAGCUUAUUGGGCGUGUCCUUGCUCUCAGUCUUCAGAUGUAUGGAUGCCGGGUUAUACAAAAGGCCAUAGAGGUUGUGGAUUUAGCUCAACAGACUAAAAUGGUUGCUGAACUGGAUGGACACAUCAUGCGCUGUGUACGUGAUCAAAAUGGUAACCAUGUAAUCCAGAAAUGCAUAGAGUGCAUCCCUCAGGACGUUAUCCAGUUCAUUGUCUCAACAUUCUAUGGUCAAGUUGUGCUGCUAUCCACUCAUCCCUAUGGUUGUCGGGUUAUACAGAGGGUGCUGGAGCACUGUGAUGACCCCACAACGCAGCAGAUAAUGAUGGAUGAGAUUCUUCAAUCUGUUUGUUUGCUGGCUCAGGAUCAAUAUGGUAACUAUGUUGUUCAGCAUGUUCUGGAACAUGGCAAGCCACAUGAGAGAACUGCUAUCAUUGACAAGUUAAUUGGGCAGAUUGUGCAAAUGAGCCAGCAAAAGUUUGCUUCAAAUGUCAUUGAGAAGUGCUUAGCUUUUGGUAACCCUGUGGAGCGGCAGAUCUUGAUUGGUGAAAUGCUUGAGUCUACCACUGAAAGUGAACCUCUUGAGGUGAUGAUGAAAGAUCAGUUUGCAAACUAUGUGGUGCAGAAGGUGUUGGAGACUUGUGAUGACCAGCAGAGAGAGAUGAUCCUUACAAGGAUCAAAGCUCACCUGAACACACUGAAGAAGUACACCUAUGGGAAGCACAUAGUCGCGCGUGUAGAGAAGCUAGUUGCUGCUGGAGAGAAGCGCCAGGGGCUUCAACCAGCAUGCACCGCCGCCUGA
Triticum turgidum subsp. durum (durum wheat) is the source of this 2625-nucleotide messenger RNA. The record is from the annotation of a GenBank genome assembly. NCBI's taxonomy places the organism in Eukaryota, Viridiplantae, Streptophyta, Magnoliopsida, Poales, Poaceae.